UCAUCUCCUCUUUGGUCGCCAUGUUCUCAAAGCUUCUUCGCAAUGAAGAAGUGGAUAAAACUGUUAAUGUUGCUUGCCAGUUUCUUAUCCAGAAUUCUCGAAGCGAUCGCCAGGUGAAAUAUCAGCCAAAGAAAAACUCCGGUUUUCUGCAGACUGUUCAGACGCCCCUCUCGAUUGAUCUGCCUCUUGUCAUUCAUUCUAGAGUACGUGACAAGAAUCUUAUCAACAACCUAUCAGAGGUGUACAUUAAGAGUGACUACAAGAAGAUACUCAACCUCGAAAAGCGCGUUGAGCAAAGCGCUCUGAAGCGGAUGAAGGAGACAGGUGGAUUUUGUCUGCCUGAUUUUGUCAAGAAAGGAGUUAACAUCUGGUUUGCGGUAGAUAACAUUGAUCUCUUAGAAGACACGCCAACUGGCCAGAAUACGUUCCACGGCACAGUGAUCGUAAUCAAUCAGCAGGCAGAAGAUGGAGAACCUGUCAACCCACCGCUUGUUCUCCAAGACAAUCUCCUCUCACCGGCACCAGCAUUUCACAUCAAUUAUCUGCAAGAGCAAAUAAUCAAAACUAAGCCUCAUCGAUAUGAGGUCUGCUUGUUUGGUAAGCGAAAGAAUUUAACUUCUAAUGACUUCCAUCACACUUGGGCGCUCGCUAACUAUUUUGGUACUGAUGACGACCACGAUGAAACCACUGAGAGCCGACAUGCGGAGAAUGAAGAGGAACAGGAGAUUGAAGAUCAAGAAGGUGAAGUCAAUAGUGAAACGGCAAGAAAUUUAAGUGACUCUAUUCUCUCUGUGAAUGAGCCAAUCCAUAAGAGAAAGAAGUUAGCAAAGGAAGAAGUUAUACCAACUUGGGCUGCUACUAAAUCUCUGCUGCUAUCACACACCGCCACAUCGACACCUGUGCUAUUGAAUGUGGCAUAUACACAUCUGCAGCUCUUCGCGGGAUAUACAGUGGCAAGGCAUACAAACGAGGUGUUGAGUCCCACAUUACAACCAGCUUGGCGAUAA
Messenger RNA from Paramuricea clavata, 1007 nucleotides. NCBI's taxonomy places the organism in Eukaryota, Metazoa, Cnidaria, Anthozoa, Malacalcyonacea, Plexauridae. The record is from the annotation of a GenBank genome assembly.